Messenger RNA from Paramisgurnus dabryanus, 5026 nucleotides. RefSeq names its product putative helicase mov-10-B.2. The record is from RefSeq and is a predicted model, not a curated record. Gene Ontology annotation, molecular function: RNA binding; 5'-3' RNA helicase activity. NCBI's taxonomy places the organism in Eukaryota, Metazoa, Chordata, Actinopteri, Cypriniformes, Cobitidae.
GAAGUCGAACACAUCUGUGUGUUAGGUUUCACUUCUUCUUUUCCGCGUAAUUAAAAUAGGCGAGCUGUGUUGUGAGAGCCGUUCGUGAAAUUUCUUUGAUAACGGUCUUUGACUCUGUAAAUUUCCACAGAGCUUUAGGUAUCGGAGUCAUUCAAAAAUAAUGAGCAGGACAAAGAAGCUUACAUGGGCCGAUGUGCGUGCAGUUGGACUGGACUUUAUAGAGCUGCUGGAAGAAACAAAUCGGAGAUCUAUAACUGAUAGAGCCAAACUCAAAAACAUAUACAAUGAAGAGUUUCGGCACAGGGACGGUGUAAAAGAUCCAGACUUCUUUAAAGUCCUCCUUGCAUUGCAGAGGAGCAACAAAGCUUACGUCAUUUCAGGACGCGUUUACUUCAAUGCCAAUGUCAGAAGGAGGUUGCAUGACCAGUGGUUUAGACCCUAUUGCAGAAGCAACAACCAAACUAAGCCCAGUCAAAGAAAUGGUAGCUCACCAGCACCUUUUAGUGGCCCGAAGGCCACCGUUCCAGGUCCAGAGGGUGGAGUCAAAGGAAGACGAAAGCUUGCAAAAGAAAUUCUGCAACGACUUAACAGUACAGACAGGUCUGUGUUUAUAGCUGAUAAGUUUGGGGUGCGGGUGUUUUCAGAGGUGCCGAUGGAGGACGGCAAGAUUCAGAUCUCUGUGGACAGAGCAGAGGUUUAUGAGCUGAAGCUGUUUGUGGAGAACACUGGUCAAGAGGUUGUGUAUUUCACAUACUACACGCCACUCCACUGGCUGCAGUGUUUUACUCUGGAAGACAGCAAGAAAGUGACACGCGUCAAUCCGCUAUGUUUGAAACCACGUGAGCAGUAUGAAGUAACUGUGAGAUUCAAAUCCAAUCAUGUUGGAGUUUAUUUAGCUACUCUGGCAUUUGAAUUUAAGAGAAACACCCAAGCCACAACACAACCCUUCCACAUUGUGCGCUUCAUCGAAGCUGUGUACAGGACUAAGCUUGCAGCCUUACUGGGCCCCGUCGAGCCAUUUAAACCCCUACGGCUUGACACUUUUGAACCAGUAAACUGCACUGUGGAUGAAGGUGUUCCACCUGAGGGUUUCGAUCUGAACUUUCUGAAAACUGUAAUGCCACUGGGGCAGUACAAUCCUCCCCUCCACAUCUCUGAGCUGGCCAAGAUGAAAGACAACUGUACAUCCUGGAGCCUUAAAGGAAAGUUUCAAGAACUUAAGUCAUUACUGCAGAGUAAGCUGGAGUUUGAAAACUAUGCAGAACGCUUUGACUUACUUCUGUACCUGGAGGAAUGUCAGAUGCAUGUUGACAUCAAGAGAUAUAACAAAGACAAUGUCACGCUAGUGAGGGACAAAAAUGACAAAAGACUGAUGGUGUUAAAUCUUCCUGGUGUGUCAGAAAACCGACCAUCUGUUCUAAGAGGAGAUCAUAUGUUUCUCACCAAGAGUGAGGAAGUCUUUGCCUCAAAUGUAAUCAAAUACAAGGGCUACGUUCACAGUGUAGAACUGGACAAGGUCAAACUGGGCUUCUCAAAAAGGUUCCUUGACAGUUUCAUAAAUAAAAUGAAAUUCCGUGUAGAGUUCGUGGUUAAUCGUCUACCAAUAAGACUGCAACACAGAGCUGUACACAUGGCAGUCCAGCACAACCUUAGAGAUGUGCUGUUCCCAGUGGGGUCAAAGGACAUGACCCCUUUGUCUCCACCUUCUCUGAGACUCUUUGAUUCAAAGCUGGAGUGGAACCAUGAACAGUACACUGCAGUAUGCAACAUUGUGGCUGGUGUGUCCAAGCCGGCACCCUACUUGGUGUUUGGUCCUCCCGGCACUGGAAAAACUGUUACUAUAGUGGAGGCCAUCAAACAGGUAGAGAAGAAUGUACCUGGUGCCUGUAUUCUAGCAUGUGCUCCAUCUAACAGUGCCGCUGAUCAACUGUGUGAAAAACUGAUCAGCAGCCAACAUGUUGACAAAGCCAAAAUCUACAGACUUUAUGCCAGUUCACGCAAUCUAAAAGACAUCCCUGACGCCAUAGUGAAAAACAGCAAUGUGGAGGGGAAUAUGAUUGUUUUCCCAUGUAAAGAGGAUCUUAUGUCACACAAAAUCCUGGUCAGUACGCUGGUCACUGCAGGAAGACUGGUCAGUGGGGGAUUUCCUGUGGGUCAUUUCACUCAUAUUGUUGUGGAUGAAGCUGGACAUGCUUUGGAGUCAGAGCUCAUAAUCAGUGUGGCAGGACUGUUGAAUGCUGAGACUGGACAGCUUGUUUUGGCAGGAGAUCCCAGGCAAUUGGGCCCAAUUCUCAGAUCUCCUAUUGCCAUUAAUCAUGGCCUUGAUGUCUCUUUGCUGGAAAGGCUGAUGACCCGGAACGAUCUUUAUAAGAAGGAUGAGAACAUGGAAUUUGAUAAACGCUAUGUCACCAAACUGCUUCUGAACUACAGGUCUCAUCCAUCCAUUCUGAAAGUCCCUAAUGAGUUGUUUUAUGAAGGGGAGUUGAAAGCAUGUGCAAAUGAGAUCAGCUCUAACCAAUACUGCAAUUGGGAACACCUGCCCAAACAAGGAUUUCCUGUCAUCUUUCAUGGAGUGCCUGGGAAGGAUGAGAGAGAGUCAAACAGCCCCUCAUUUUUUAACACCUUUGAAAUCGACAUCAUAAUGGGAUACCUGGAGAAACUACUCCUGACACAGGCCAAGAGGGGUAUCGCUAAAAUCUCCCCCAAAGAGAUUGGCAUUAUUGCUCCCUACCGAAAACAGGUGGAAAAGAUCAGGCAGGCCAUCAAUACACAUGAAGAGAUCCAAAAUUGUAUGAACAUUAACAACCUUAAGGUUGGAUCUGUGGAAGAGUUUCAAGGCCAGGAAAGGAAAGUGAUCAUAGUGUCGGCUGUUCGGAGUAGUGGGAAAUUCAUCAGUUUGGAUGAAAUGUUUAACAUUGGGUUUCUUAAGAAUGAGAAGAGAUUCAAUGUGGCAGUGACGAGAGCCAAAGCUCUGUUCAUCAUGGUGGGAAACCCCAUCAUUUUACGCACAGAUGCAAACUGGGGCAGGUUUAUUGAUUUCUGCACCGAGCAGGGUGGUUACAUUGGUUUUCAUUUUACCAGUGUAGAGAGAAUAGAGGAGGUUGAAGAGCGUCUGCUUGCUCUUAAUAUCCAGGAGACCGGUGUGGAAACAGAGGAAAGUGUCGUCCAACAGUAUCUAAAUCCUGAGUGGAGACAUGAACACUAACAAAUUGCCAGAAUUUCUUUGAACUUCUCAGGACACUCUUCCCUGGUCACAUCCCAUUUACUACUAAAGCUUUAAUUAAUUUACCUUGCACUAAAUGAUGUAAUAUUCAAACGUGAUCCAUAUGAAUUAAUCUCUGGACUAAAGUGUGUACAAUUUUCUAGAUAGUUUAGAUAGUAAAUAUUUUAGCAGAUUUACAGAAAAUAUAUGAAUUUAUAAUUCUAUAAAUCAAUAUUAUCUAAAGAUUAUCACGGACAAACGGUUUUACACCUUUCACCCAUUUUCUAUCUCCCACUGUUGUACAUGAUAAUUUGUCCCAUCAGAGUUUUUAAAGUGCUUUCUUAUUUUUUUAAUACUAUCUACAGGAACAGUUAUCUUCCUGGGCCAUAAAUCUUCCUGCUCCAGGUCUCCAGCCUUCCCUUAUAGACUUUUUAUGUAUCCUAUUGUUUCUUUUUUGUUUCAAACACUUUAGACCGUUUUAAUGGUAUCAGAGAAUUUGCUCAGCCAGAACUUCUGGCUUGAAUUUUACUAUUACCUUACAGUCUUCUUUCCUUCUUCUAGUCUGUACUGUUAACCCUGAUUUUGUUUUAAUACUAAUAAAUAAGCAUUAUUUAGUACAUUUUAAAAUUGUAAUUAUUAUUUUUUAUAAAAGUACACUUACAGUAACCUAAAUCCUGCAAUAUUUCCUUGAUUACUCAAGUGUUUAUGCCUGUCCCAAACAUGACCCUAAAUAACAAUAUUAUGAAUAUAUAAAUAAAUGGUAACACUUUAUUUUACGGUGUCUUUGUUACACAUGCUACAUGUACUUAUUAUUUUAACAACAGUUAAUUAUGCAUAACUACAUGCAACUAACCCUAAACCAAACCCUAAUCCUAACCCCAACCCUAUAGUAAGUACAUGUUGUUAAUGAUUAUUACUUAGUACUUAAAUGUAUAAUUACACUGUAACAGUGAUGCGGUAAAAUAAAGUGUGACCAAAUAAAUUAAUAAUAAUUUAAUAUUAAGUGUAAUAAUAAAAUCAUUUCAUAUUUACAAUGUUUUAAUACAUAAUAAUUUAUUUAAAAGGAACGAGGAAAAUAAAGUGGGUUGAAUCCAAAUCAAAUUAAACAGAUAAAAAGUUUGAGAAUAUGCCAAAAACAUAAAAUGCUUAGGCUAACUGCAUCAGCCUGUCUGAUUGAUUUAGUUGUUUUGUUCAUUUACCUAGUAUACUGCAUGCUACCAUUACAAAACAAAUUGCUAUUAAUAAAGCCAAGAUACAUUCAUUUAAAGCAAAUGUCAUAAACGCCUGCUUGUAUUUUGGGAUUUUCAUGAUGUUCUUGUCAAGUGUAAAAUUUUCCCAGGAUUUGCAGUACGUUGAAGAAACAUUUUAUUUGGGUUUUAUGAUGCAGACCCCACAAAGAGAAAAUAUGUGCUUUGUUAUUAAUUUAUUUUUUGUAAAUUCACAAAUGUAAAUUCUUUUACUCUUCUCUGUCUUUCUGAAAAAAUUGGAAGAAAAGGUACUUCGAUAUCUACUAAUAAGAAAGCUAUAAGGACAAUUUAGAUUUGCUCUGCAUUUGAUUUCUUAAUCGGAUCAUGUUCAUGUUAUAGCCCUUUCAUUUUUCUUAUUAUCAUUAUAUUUUUUGAAUGCAUUUUAUUUCUUGCGUUUAUUGUUUAUGUGGUUAUAACUAUAACGUAUGUCUACUUUUCUGUAGCCUAUGUAUGUUCUGUACGUUCUUUGAAAUAAUAUAUAGGCUAUAUAAAAAGAAAGAAAAAAAUGUAUGUUUUUUAAACGUCUUAUUCCAACAUUCCAUUUACGUUAUUUUAACACCUAAAUAAAAGUUUUACG